AUGCACUGGGCGUAUAGUCGAAAGCUUGAGAUUGCACUUGACGACAUCGAUGCAAGCUGCCCCCUGCUGCUCCAGCUUUGGGUCUUCGGCGACGCACAUGAAAUCCCACUACUCCAGAACGAUGUCAUGACAGCACUCCAUCGAAUUGUUUCCAAGGACUGGGCAAUCCCCGAUGUAAGAGAUAUCAACUACGUGUACGAGAACACCAUGCGGCAGAGCCCACUUCGUCGAUUCCUCAUCGACGUCUACGCUGCUACUUGCAACUCCGACUCGUUCGAACGGUAUGGUGAGAAGCUUUCUUGGUGCAAGGACGCUCUGCUCGAUUUAUUGCAGGUCGUCUGGCGUGAAGGGUGGCAUAGAGAAGCCGAGGCGGAUUUCGGGAAAUGGGAUUUGCGCAAGUAUCAUGUCCACGAGCAGGGAGUCGAAUGCGGUGGUUCGGAAGCACGUUAA
Messenger RNA from Pseudocercospora fijiensis CIRAD86, 450 nucleotides. RefSeq lists its product as uncharacterized. Lineage: Eukaryota; Fungi; Ascomycota; Dothideomycetes; Mycosphaerellales; Mycosphaerellaceae. The record is from RefSeq and is a predicted model, not a curated record. Bases 1 to 450 code for a protein of 149 amino acids. The transcript has a single exon.